Acanthosepion pharaonis is the source of this 1623-nucleotide messenger RNA. The record is from the annotation of a GenBank genome assembly. Lineage: Eukaryota; Metazoa; Mollusca; Cephalopoda; Sepiida; Sepiidae.
AUGCUCAGGGAAUCGAGUUGUUUAUUGCCGCCAAGUCAACCAGUCAUUCUUCGAUCGGGAAAAAAGGAAGAUAUUUCCAGAGAGACUAUGGUCACACCGAACCGAACAAGUACUCGGCAGGAUGGAGGACGCAGAAAGACGAUGAGCCGCAGUGGUCAAAGGAAAUCUCGUUCUGCAAGUUCGAAUACAGACCAAAGCUCUUUGAAGAAAUCUGGCGGAAGCGAGUGUGGCUCAGAACAGCAAAAGGAAAUUACGUCAGAAAGCGAAGUUGUCACAUUGGAUAUUUUUGACGAUUCUGUUUGGGACACAGACCUUGAAGCAGAAGAUACGAAAGAACCUUACGAUCAUUCCGGACGUUCGUCCUAUAUUAACCGAUGUCGGCAAUUGGGCGUUACACCAAUUAGUUACUUUCUCCGUCAUAUGCAAGACAAGGAGCUUGAUCUUCGCUAUCAUGGCCUUGGAAGUAGAGGAUCGAGGGCCGUGACACCAACUAUUGCGACCAGCUGCCAUAUACAAAAAUUGGAUUUGACAGACAAUAACCUCAGCCGUUCCGGAGGACUAGCCUUGUGUGAAAUGAUCAAAGAAAACUGCUUCAUAACAGAAUUGGUGCUUUCGUCAAAUAAGUUGAACUUGUGUGUUUGGGAUUUGUGCGAUGCGAUCAUUCAAAACGACACUCUAACGCAUCUCAUUUUAUCAGAUAACGAUUUCAAUGAUUAUUCUGCUCCUGUUCUGGCAAAGUUAAUAACGAAUACAAAAAAACUGGAAUUUUUAGACUUGAGCCACAACAAGUUAGAAAGUCGAUCAGGAAAGGCGUUGGGUCCAGCAUUAUCAGAAAAUAGUACCAUCAAUCAUCUAAAUCUAAGUUGGAAUAAUCUAAGAGCAAAUGGCUUUGAAGCCUUGGCAAAUGGAAUCAAGGGCAAUUGUGCGUUGAAGCAUCUUGAUCUUUCUUGGAACGGAAUUGACAGAGGAGUUGCCAAAGCUCUUGGAGAAGCUCUCAAAUUUAAUAAUACCCUCGAGCAUUUGAAUAUCAGUAAUUGCCGAGUGAAUCCAGAGUGUUCGGUACUUAUUGGACUUGGCUUAUCUUGCAACGAAACUUUGAAAGAACUCAAGAUGGUUCGUAACCCAAUGGAGAGUGCUGGUUGCUACGCGAUUUGUGCAGCUGUGUUAAGAAACCAAAGUCCUGCCAUAGAAAAAUUGGAUUUUCAGCACAGCCACGUCAACGAAGAUUUCAAUGAAAUCUUCGAGCAACUGAAGGAAAAGCUGCCGGACGUCAGAGUUAUUCACGGGAGCCAAGAAGCUAAAAAGAAACCAAAGGCUAUGAUUCAUCCAAUGGCGCUCCUUGUACGAUAUCUGGAUGACAAUAACAUUCGAUUGGCUGACUGUUUCGGGAAAUUUGACGAAGAUGGUAGUAUGACUGUUACGCACGAAGAGUUCAUUAAAGGUAUAGAGUCGAUUGGUCUAAGGUUGGACGAUGCCCAAAAAACAUUUUUGCUAAAUGAAAUGGACAGAGAUGGAGAUGGUGAAAUUGACUACAGUGAACUGGUUCGGUCGAGGAUGGAAUUUAAAGCGAAGGCCAAUUCAGCAGAAUAUCUGUUUCCAAAGAUGAUUCAACCGACAUCCUAA